Messenger RNA from Mauremys mutica (yellowpond turtle), 2223 nucleotides. RefSeq lists its product as uncharacterized. NCBI's taxonomy places the organism in Eukaryota, Metazoa, Chordata, Testudines, Geoemydidae. The record is from RefSeq and is a predicted model, not a curated record. The coding region runs from base 225 to 1151 and encodes 308 amino acids. The transcript has a single exon.
GUCCCAAAGGCUCAAUGCCCACAGCCAGGCUGCAGCUUUCUCGGGAGAGUCUGCCCGGCGCAUGCCAAAGCUGCCCAGAGCCUGGCCCUCAGUGCUCCACUGGGAGCCGGAGGGUGGAGCACCGGAGGGUGCAGGAGAGGACGUGCAGGUUGGAGAUGGGAAGCAGAAGCUUGUCCUGUGUUUGCUGCUGAAGGAAUCAUUCUCCCCUUCGGUUUUUUGCAAACAUGCAAUCCGCAGGUAAUCCUGCGUGCCUGGUAUCACCCCCGGCACGCCCCGCCACCAUUGCACAGUCCCGCGUUCCUGGCAUUGCCCCCUCCCCCCCGCACACGCUCCCCUGCCAUUGCAUGGCCCGGCAUUGCCCCCCUGCCAUUGUACGCCCCACCGCCAUUGCACGGCCCCGUGUUUCUGGCAUUGCCCCCUCCCCCCCGCACACGCUCCCCUGCCAUCGCAUGGCCCGGCAUUGCCCCCCUGCCAUCGCACUCCCCACCGCCAUUGCACGGCCCCGUGUUUCUGGCAUCGGCCCCGCCCCGUACACUCCCCUACUGUCGCAUGGCCCUGUGUGUCCGGCAUCGGUUCACCCUGCACACUCCUCUGUUGGCCCGUCACAUGGCCCUGUGUGCCGGCAUCGCCCCCUUACGCCCGACCACCAUCGCACAGCCCUGUGUGUCUGGCAUCACCCCACCCCACAUGGCCCAGGGUUCAAACCUGCUGGUAGUUCAAGGGGGCAGCGGGGCGAUAAGCCCUUGAUGGAAGGGCUGUGCCUCUUUGUCUCUGGGAGGGCUGCCGGCUCUGAGUCAGCUCUGUUCUGGAGCCAUUUGCUCCAGGGAAUGCGCAGCCUUGCUGUGCCAGUGAAUCUUCCUUUCCUGGCCUGCCCCCCAGUUGUAAGCCCAGCCCUGGGAACUGGGUGCUGGGGCGCCUGGGUUCUGUCUGCAGCACUGGAAGAGGAGCAGGGUCUAAUGUUUAGAACGGGGGGGUGGGGAGUUUCUCUCACUCCAUUAGCAACCUCUGGGUCCCCAGUGAAACCUUGUGGUCAGCAGUAUCCAAGGCAGCCGAUGGGAUGUAAUACAGUCAGGGCAGACCUGGUCCUCAUCCCUGGCUGGGACAAUCUGUGCACGGCACCAGUGCCCUUUCUGCCCCUAGCUCAGGUCUGAAUGGUGUCUGGGCAGGACUCAGGAAGCCUGGCCCCAGCUCCUCUGGAACCUUCCCCCAACGCAGAAAGAGUGAUUGGAGGAGGUAGAUGGUGAGUGUCCACAUUGGCCAGACCCUCCAUUAAUGGGGAUCUGAUGGGGGGGUGACAUCAGCAGUGCCCGCUUGGUGCUUUCCUGGCUCCCCCAAAAUCUGGUCUGAGCCCAAGAGGAGAAAACUAGCCCCGGCCCCCUCCAGCCUCUGGAGGGCACUUCACAUCUUGCAGAGCUGUUGAACCCAGGGCAGAUCUGCUGCUGACUCUGUGAGGGUGAGUGUAGGAACACUGUCCCCUGAGCACCCAGCGGAGUUUGGUGGAACCAGGGUUCUUGGGAAGCCAGUGCUGAGUGGGAGGGUGCUGGGGCAGGCGCUCUCAGAAUCCAAGAUAAGUGUGUCCUUCUCCCAUGCUCCCUCAGAGAUGUCAGUGACUCUUCCCCUAAUGCAUGCUUGGCUGUUCCUUCCACUGGGACUCGGGAUGCAACACCAAGGAGCGGGGUGUGUUUAUAUGGCCUGGGAAUGUGGUUAGGCAGAGGUCAGGGGGGCGGUUUCCAGCUCAGAGAAAGGAGAGGAGUGGAGGGAAAGACAUUUGCAAUGUUUGUCUUGCUAGAACUCACAACUUGCAGCUGCUGGGGGCUUUGGCCUGGAAUUCGUUGUGUGCAGCUGGACCCAGCAUGGAGCUGGGCCCCUGUCACGCUAUGCAGGAGAGAUGCAUGAGAACCCUCUGCCCUGGGGAGUCUCUGGAGAGAGCUGCAGCAAGGCCUGGCCUAGCAUACAGAUGCACCUGAGCCUCUGGGAGGUCAGAGGCCAUGAUCAUGGGCCACCGAGGUGUUUGGGGCAAAGGGGGUUGUGGAGGAGGCUGCCUGAGGGGGGCACACACUGUCUUGAGGAGAUGGUCCCCUAGAAAUCCCAGCCAUGCUAUGCAAUGGACGCUCCAGUGACUUCAGCUAAGGCAACAGGUGUGGUUUGUGCAAACCAGCGUUUAACUCUUGCCCGUCUGUUCCUUUAACCAAGGCAGCGACAUGCAGGUGCUCUGAACCCUGC